Molecule: messenger RNA, 3073 nt
Organism: Nomascus leucogenys (northern white-cheeked gibbon)
Lineage: Eukaryota; Metazoa; Chordata; Mammalia; Primates; Hylobatidae
Gene: TRIM3
Product: tripartite motif containing 3
Biological process (GO): proteasome-mediated ubiquitin-dependent protein catabolic process; protein polyubiquitination; negative regulation of translation
Molecular function (GO): zinc ion binding; translation repressor activity; protein binding
Source: RefSeq, a predicted model, not a curated record
GGGUCUUCCCUACUGGAGUCGCCCCCUCCCCCGGCCGGUCCGCAGCCCCGCCCCGGCCCCUCCCUCCGGCCUGUGCGGCUAGUCCGGCGGCGGCGCCGGCGCGGGGACAGGCGGAGGCGCGGGCAGGGCCGGGCGGACGGGCGCUGGCAGCAGUAGCAGCGCCGCGGGCCCUUCAGAGUGGCCGCAGUCCAGGCUUUGCCCUCGCAUCCUGUUCCAACGCGGAAAGGACCCCUCUGGUUCUCCUGUAGCCUGAGCCCUGCCUGGAGGACCCCAGGCCCCUCCCUGGUUCUGACCUCCUCCCUUCUGGAAUUGGCUUCAGAUCCUGGGCUGCAAACCUGCAGGGACAGAUGGUUGCAGGUUGGAGGGGCAGGCUGCACCCCAGGGAGAGGCUGGUGUGAGUGGCAGGAGCCAUCUGUGGGCACCAUGGCAAAGAGGGAGGACAGCCCUGGCCCAGAGGUCCAGCCAAUGGACAAGCAGUUCCUGGUAUGCAGCAUCUGCCUGGAUCGGUACCAGUGCCCCAAGGUUCUUCCUUGCCUGCACACCUUCUGUGAGAGAUGUCUCCAAAACUAUAUCCCUGCCCAGAGCCUGACGCUAUCCUGUCCAGUAUGCCGGCAGACGUCCAUCCUCCCAGAGCAGGGCGUCUCGGCACUGCAGAACAACUUCUUCAUCAGCAGCCUCAUGGAGGCAAUGCAGCAGGCACCUGAUGGGGCCCACGACCCGGAGGACCCCCACCCCCUCAGUGCAGUGGCUGGCCGCCCUCUCUCCUGCCCCAACCAUGAAGGCAAGACGAUGGAGUUUUACUGUGAGGCCUGUGAGACGGCUAUGUGUGGUGAGUGCCGCGCCGGGGAGCAUCGUGAGCAUGGCACAGUGCUGCUGAGGGAUGUGGUGGAGCAGCACAAGGCGGCCCUGCAGCGCCAGCUUGAGGCUGUGCGUGGCCGAUUGCCACAGCUGUCCGCAGCAAUUGCCUUAGUCGGGGGCAUCAGCCAGCAGCUGCAGGAGCGCAAGGCAGAGGCCCUGGCCCAGAUCAGUGCAGCCUUCGAGGACCUGGAGCAAGCACUGCAGCAGCGCAAGCAGGCUCUGGUCAGCGACCUGGAGACCAUUUGUGGAGCCAAACAGAAGGUGUUGCAAACCCAGCUGGACACACUGCGCCAGGGUCAGGAACACAUCGGCAGUAGCUGCAGCUUCGCAGAGCAGGCACUGCGCCUGGGCUCUGCCCCGGAGGUGUUGCUGGUGCGCAAGCACAUGCGAGAGCGGCUGGCGGCAUUGGCGGCACAGGCCUUCCCGGAGCGGCCACACGAGAAUGCACAGCUGGAACUGGUCCUUGAGGUGGACGGUCUGCGGCGAUCGGUGCUCAAUCUGGGAGCACUGCUCACCACGAGCGCCACUGCACACGAGACGGUGGCCACGGGAGAGGGCCUGCGCCAGGCGCUAGUGGGUCAGCCUGCCUCGCUCACUGUCACUACCAAAGACAAGGACGGGCGGUUGGUGCGCACAGGCAGCGCUGAGCUGCGUGCAGAGAUCACCGGCCCGGACGGCACGCGCCUUCCGGUGCCAGUGGUGGACCACAAGAAUGGCACAUAUGAGCUAGUGUACACAGCGCGCACGGAAGGCGAGUUGCUCCUCUCAGUGCUGCUCUACGGACAGCCAGUGCGCGGCAGCCCCUUCCGCGUGCGUGCCCUGCGUCCUGGGGACCUGCCACCUUCCCCCGACGAUGUGAAGCGCCGUGUCAAGUCCCCUGGCGGCCCCGGCAGCCAUGUGCGCCAGAAGGCAGUGCGUAGGCCCAGCUCCAUGUACAGCACAGGCGGCAAACGAAAGGACAAUCCAAUUGAGGAUGAGCUCGUCUUCCGUGUUGGCAGUCGUGGAAGGGAGAAAGGUGAAUUCACCAAUUUACAAGGUGUGUCAGCAGCCAGCAGCGGCCGCAUCGUGGUAGCAGACAGUAACAACCAGUGUAUUCAGGUUUUCUCCAAUGAGGGCCAGUUCAAGUUCCGUUUUGGGGUCCGAGGACGCUCACCUGGGCAGCUGCAGCGCCCCACAGGUGUGGCAGUGGACACCAAUGGAGACAUAAUUGUGGCAGACUAUGACAACCGUUGGGUCAGCAUCUUCUCCCCUGAGGGCAAGUUCAAGACCAAGAUUGGAGCUGGCCGCCUCAUGGGCCCCAAGGGAGUGGCCGUAGACCGGAAUGGACAUAUCAUUGUGGUCGACAACAAGUCUUGUUGCGUCUUUACCUUCCAGCCCAAUGGCAAACUGGUUGGCCGUUUUGGGGGCCGUGGGGCCACUGACCGCCACUUUGCAGGGCCCCAUUUUGUGGCUGUGAACAACAAGAAUGAGAUUGUAGUAACGGACUUCCAUAACCAUUCAGUGAAGGUGUACAGUGCCGAUGGAGAGUUCCUCUUCAAGUUUGGCUCCCAUGGCGAGGGCAAUGGGCAGUUCAAUGCCCCCACAGGAGUAGCUGUGGACUCCAAUGGAAACAUCAUUGUGGCUGACUGGGGCAACAGCCGCAUCCAGGUAUUCGACAGCUCUGGCUCCUUUCUGUCCUAUAUCAACACAUCUGCAGAACCACUGUAUGGUCCACAGGGCCUGGCACUGACCUCGGAUGGCCAUGUGGUGGUGGCUGAUGCUGGCAACCACUGCUUUAAAGCCUAUCGCUACCUCCAGUAGCUGCACAGAGGCCCUGCCUGGCUUGUGGAGGGACAGACAUUGGGGUGAUUGGACAAGAGGGUCUGGCUGGGAGGUGGGCCAGACCUGGCAGCACUGAAUGUGGGCUGUGGGCAUGGGUGCGCCCAGUGCCCUCCCUCUCCUACCCCCACCCCCACGGUUGCACUUUAUUUAUUCGGUUCUUGCUUUGGUGACUGGGUGAGCCUGGACUGUGGUCCCAAGGAUGUAUGCAGAGCUUCACCGUACCCUUCUUACACACCUCCCCACCCCUCUCAGUCUGCUCCCCAUCCCCCAGCCUGGGGCCAGAACAGCCUACUCCACGACAGAAGUCCCUCUAGUUGUCUCCCUACCACCCUAUACACACUGACAGAGACAGCAAUACCCCACCCCCCAUAUGAAAUAAAUGUCUUCACCAAGA